Messenger RNA from Penicillium robsamsonii, 429 nucleotides. RefSeq lists its product as uncharacterized. Bases 1 to 429 code for a protein of 142 amino acids. The transcript is spliced from 2 exons. The record is from RefSeq and is a predicted model, not a curated record. NCBI's taxonomy places the organism in Eukaryota, Fungi, Ascomycota, Eurotiomycetes, Eurotiales, Aspergillaceae.
AUGCCAAAAGAAGGCAACUGCAGUAUGGUGGCCAUCUUUAUCCGUUGUCUCGAUGAGGUGGUGGAUUCUGAUGACCCACUGCUUCCGGGAGGAUUUAUUGAGCUAGAGCCUCCAGAGGUAGAAGAGGAAGAUGAUCCAGAUGUAGAGGAUCCGGAUGUAGAUGAUAUCGAUGUCGUUGAACCCGAUUUAGAUAUUCCGGGGAUAGAUGUGUCAGAGCUAAAGCCUACUAACGAUGAUAUUCCCGUAGAGGACCCAGUGGGCGCUUUAGACCCGGGGGUGCCAGAAGGCGUAGUGGUAAGUCUUCCAGUGCCAAUUACGGGAGUCGAUGUCACCGGCUCAAAGGAAGUCACCGGCUUAGAGGAAGAGCGGGGAACAUUUGUUAACCUGCUAGUAGACGAGCCGCGACUUGGGGAGCUUGCACUAAAAUAA